AUGGCGAAGUCCCCCAUGGCGAUCUUGGCUCUCGGGCUAGCAGCACUAGUCCUAUCUGGCGCCGGACUGGUGGCGGCGCAGAACUGCGGCUGCCAGCCGAACGAGUGCUGCAGCAAGUACGGUUAUUGCGGGACCGAUGACAGGUACUGCGGACAAGAUUGUCGGUCGGGCCCGUGCACGGCGAGCGGCGGCGGGAGCGGCGAUCCCGUGGAGAGCGUCGUCACCGAUGCGUUCUUCGACGGGAUCAAGUCCCAGGCAGCCGACGAGGGGUGCCCCGGCAAGAGCUUUUACACGCGCCAGUUUUUCCUGGACGGCGCCCAGGCGAACCCCGACUUCGGGAAAGGCAGCACCAGCGACGACGGCAAGAGGGAGAUAGCCGCCUUCUUCGCUCACUUCAUCCACGAGACUGGGCACAUGUGCUCCAUCGAGGAGAACGGAGGGGCGAGCAAGGAUUACUGCGACGAGACGAACACGCAAUGGCCGUGUACCCCGGGGAAGGCGUACUACGGGCGCGGGCCGCUGCAGCUGUCGUGGAACUACAACUACGGGGCGGCCGGGGAGAGCACCGGGUUCGACGGGCUCAACAGCCCGGACACGGUGGCGCAGGACCAGGCGUUAACGUUCAAGGCGGCGUUCUGGUUCUGGAUGACCAACGUGCACCAGGCCGUGCCGCAGGGGUUCGGCGAGACGACCAGGAAAAUCAACGGCGACGUGGAGUGCGACGGAAAGAGGCCAGACUUGGUGAGCGCGCGGGCGGGCUACUACACGGAGUACUGCAAGCAGUUCAACGUCGACCCAGGGAACAACCUCACUUGCUAG
Molecule: messenger RNA, 819 nt
Organism: Triticum turgidum subsp. durum (durum wheat)
Lineage: Eukaryota; Viridiplantae; Streptophyta; Magnoliopsida; Poales; Poaceae
Source: the annotation of a GenBank genome assembly